Molecule: messenger RNA, 2094 nt
Organism: Adineta steineri
Lineage: Eukaryota; Metazoa; Rotifera; Eurotatoria; Adinetida; Adinetidae
Source: the annotation of a GenBank genome assembly
AUGAGUGAUCAAGAACAGCAACUUACCGAUAAAAUUAUCUCGCCUGAAAAUCUUGAAGUUAUUUCUAAAGAUGAUAAUAAUGAAAAACGACAGGAAACGGAGAAAAAUCCUAGUGAACAACGUUCAACACAACGAAUAACAAUGCCACAAGAUGUUCGUUAUUCAAUAGAACAAAAUGAUCGUGACAAACUAAUGGAAAAAUAUACUAAUUAUCAAAUAUCAGAUAUAAAUGCGUGUAAUAUACGAUUUUUAAUUGAUAGUCAACAGAAAAAAGAUUUAUUUGGUGAAAAUGAUGAAGAAAAUUCUAAUUUACAGGCAUUUGGUAAAAUAUUUCAUGUAAAUAUAUUUUCUGGUUAUCAAAAUACGAGCAAACAUUCCUAUAAAAUAUUUGGUACUGAAGCUAAUGUUCGAAAAUGUCUUGUAGAAAUAAUGAAUCGAAUAUUUAAACAAUCUAAUCGAUCAAUACAACAUGAUUAUAAUAAAACUAAUAAUGAAGAAAAACUUCAAAUAGCAGAACCUUCGACUCGUGAUUCAUGUAUUACCGAAGAAACGAACUCAUUAGGAUCGACGAGUAAAACAACUGAAGAAAUAGAAGUUUCAACAGAAAACAAAAAUGUUGAUGAUGAAUUAUCUAAAAAUUUAGCAUCGACAUGUAUGAUAACAACUAAUCCUGAUUUAUCAGCUGUUGACGAGAAAGAAACUGGUAAUUCAAACACACGAAAUAUAAAUGAAGAAAAAAGUAAUAUUAAUAUUGAACCAGAACAAUUGAAAUUUAUGCAACUUCAACUAAACUCUCAAUUUACAUUUAUUUUACUGAUUUCAAAUCAAGGACAAGAAGUUCUUAAAAAAAAUUGGAACUUUUUUGCUGAAUCAUUACAACAACGUUUGAAUGUUGUCGUUAUAAAUCCUGUUAAAUUACAAAAAUUUGGUGAUAAACAAAUUCAGAAUGAACUUCCAAUAAAUGGUGAAUCAAUUGAAAAUGUAACUGAUGCUUUUUUACAAAUCACUGCUUUUAUCAAUGAUAUUCUCCGAGUUCCAGUUCGACCAUACAAACCUGCUCAAGAACUAACAGGUCAUAGUUCACAUCAAAAAAAUGGUUCAUAUCAAAAACAAUCACCAUCAUCAUAUAACAAUCAACAUGGACGAACAUUUUUUAAUCGUAAUCGUAAUGAUAUUUUCGAACAAGUAAUUCUCAUUCGACAUGAUUGUGUUUCACGUAUUGUUGGUACACGAGCUUCUAAUCUAAAACAUAUUCAAGCCAAAUGUCAUUUACAAGAUAUGAUUGUUGGUCGACAAGCAAAUGAAAAUGGUUAUGUUGAAUGUAUCUUAACUGCUUAUCAAAUACGAAAUCUUCAUUUUGCUAUUGAUACAAUACGUGAUUUCUUAAGAAGUGAAGAUGAUAGUGCUAUUUUAGUAAUCAAACCAAAUCAUGAUAAUAAUUCUUUACAAAAGUCACCUUAUUUACAUGAACUAGUUCCUCCUAAUAAUCCACAAUCAAAUGAAGGAACAGGUUUUACAAUAAAACCAUUCAAUUUUGAUAAUAACAAUGCAUAUCCUCAACCAUCUUAUAAUUUUCAAAAUCGACCAUCAUUUGAUUUUACUCAUCAGGCAACAUCAGCAUCACGUAAAACUGAUAAACGUCGUGGAGAAUUACAUGAUCAAAAUAAAACACCUACUGAAUCUCAAAAUUUACAAUAUGAAAAUAUUUCAUCGAAUUCACCGAGACAUAAAUCGAAACGUUCAUGUCCAGAAACAAAAGAAAUCGAUUGUAUAACAGAUGAUGGAUUUUGGAUACAGAAACAACAUUAUCAUGCAUUAGAUGAUGCAUCCAAACAAUUAUUUGAUUCAUUAAUUGAUAAAUUAGAUAAGAUUCGUAUUGCAAAAGAAGAAAAUGUUGUAAGAAAACAACAUCGUCAUGUUGGAAAAAAUCGAUCGAAUAAAUCGAAAAUUUCGAAUUCAUCCAUUUCAUAUUUUAAUGAAGAUAUUAAUCAUGAUGAAAAAAAUCUAACUAUUAAAGUUGAUCAAUUGAUUGAUGUAAAUGAAGAGAAAGAAAAUAAACAAGAAACAUCAACGACUGUAGUUAAUCAAGAUUAA